CGCGCGCGCGCACACACAUGCUAUCACUGUGACAUGUAGAGGUACCUAGUCUGAUGCACUUUGAGAGGACAGCCAAGGGAUCCGGACUAAGUUUUGUGUUGAAUGUCUGAAGCUAUGGUGCUGAUCCAUUGUGUUCCUUUUCAGUGCAUAUGGAAUGCUCCGGAAAGAGAUGCGGACGAACAAGAGGCUCCGACAGGUGACCCAGCCACUGUAGCACUUCUUAGAGGAGACCAUGAGACACUCAGUAACUCCUCCCCCACGACGCCCCCAGCCACACCCACCGCGCCCGUCUCCCCUGGCGACACGCCCGCUGCAGUGGUACCCAGGAGAAGGGAAGGCAGAAGCAGGCCACGACCAAUCUCCGACUACGCCCAGCUGGUGAGCAGGAAGUACGCCAUCCCAGAGGAGGGCCAGGAACUACAGUCAGAGGAGAUGGACUACACUUCCCAAGAGGACUACAAGAAAAGCAAUGGGGGAAGUGACGGGGAAGAAGGGCAGAACGGCCACGGAAACGGACAGUCAGAGAACGGGAGGACGAGACCCAUCUCUGUGAUUGGAGGAGUAGAGCUGUUCUCCACUCCAGGAGCAGAGGAGCAGGAGAGCUGUGAUAGCCUACCCUCUCCUGUGUGCAGACCUCCAGUGCCGCCACACCGUGUGCCUCCGUACAGGGCUGUGUCUGUCCGUCUGCGCCCCAGCGCUUUGUCUCAGAGCACCCCCAUAGGACUGGACAGAGUGGGCAGACGCAAAAUGCACCGCGUCCUCAGUGAUGACAGUACGGAGGCAGGUACACUGUUGGAUGACAGUGUCAGUGAAGAGGACGGCAGCUUUGAGGAGCUGAAUGAAGGAACACCUUACCUUCAACCCGAGAGUGACCUCUCCAUGCUCAACCAGUUGAUAAAAGCGGGCCACGCCGUGCACGCGGAGGCGCUUUGGGAUCAUGUGACCAUGGGAGAUGAUGAGCUGGCCUUCAAGGUGGGAGAAGAGAUCAGGGUGCUGGAGGCCUCAGAGACAGGCUGGUGGCUGGGUGCAGUGGCUGACAGGAAGGCCUGGUUCCCCUCCAGCUUUGUCAGAGUGCGUGUGAAUCAGGAGGAUUCCGGCAGCGAGAGCGUGGAGAGCAUUUCGGAUCCAGAGGAGAACGUUCCCAAAGACACGCGGGCCCAGAACACGGAGCACAGAGAGAAGAUGAGAGCAAACGUCGUCAGAGAGAUCAUGGACACGGAACGGGUCUACAUCAAACACCUGAGAGACAUCUGUGAGGGAUAUAUACGUCAGUGCAAGAAGCACCCAGGCAUGUUCACAGAAGCCCAACUCAAAACCAUCUUCAGUAAUAUUGAGGAGAUAUACAAGUUUCAGAGGACGUUUGUCAAAGACCUGGAGAAGAAAUACAAUAAAGAUCAGCCCCAUCUGAGCGAGAUAGGCUCCUGCUUCCUCCAACAGGGCGAGGGAUUCUCUAUAUACUCAGAGUACUGUAACACACACCCGGCGGCGUGUAGAGAGCUGCAGCGUCUCAUGAAGCAGGGGCGUUAUAAACACUUUUUCGAAGCCUGUCGUCUCCUUCAGCAGAUGAUUGACAUCUCUCUAGCUGGCUUCCUACUCACACCAGUACAGAAGAUCUGCAAAUACCCGCUCCAGCUGGGAGAACUUCUCAAAUACACUCCCAAAGAUCACAGUGACUAUCGAGGUGUGUGUGACGCCCACGAGACCAUGAAGAACGUGGCCAGUCUGAUAAACGAGAGGAAGAGGAGGCAGGAGAGCAUCGACACCAUCGCGCACUGGCAGGUCUCCAUACUCAGCUGGGAGGGUGAGGACGUUCUGUCGCGGAGCUCGGAGCUGAUCCACUCCGGGGAGCUGACCCGGAUCGUCCGGCCCGGUAAAACCCAGCAGCGCAGCUUCUUCCUGUUCGACCACCAGCUGGUCUUCUGCAAGAAGGACAUUCUGAGACGCGACCUGCUCCACUACCGCGGCCGGCUGGACACGGACAGGACCGAACUCCAGGACCUGCCGGACGGCCGCGACGCCGAACUGGGCCUCACCCUGAAACAUGCCUUCCUCCUACGGAACACCUCCACACAGGAGGUGUGCGUGCUGUGCUGCAGGAAGCCUCAGGACAAACAGCGCUGGCUGCAGGCUUUCACGCAGGAACGCAAACGGGUUCAAGAGGACGAGGAGAUGGGGAUGGAAAUCAGUGAGGCGCAGAGGAAGCAAGCAAUAAUUAAUGCCAGAAAAGCAAAACAGGGCAAGAUGAAAAAUAUGAAUUACGCGGAUCAUCACAUGCACCUCCACCAUCAUCAGCCCCUCCACCCUCUUCAUCAACGUCACGUUACCGUGCCAACCAGUAUCCCUCAGCAACAGGUGUUCUCACUGGCAGAACCAAAACGGAAACCCGCGCACCUGUGGUACAACUUUGCAUUGAAUGCUUUCUCCAGAAAGUGAUGAGAGAGGAUUCGUUGCACUGUUUUGAGAUGACAUAGACUCUGGUGCAGACAUGAAGAGCCUCAGACGUGUCCACUAUAAUGUUGUGUGUGUAUUUGUAUUUGUGUGUGUAUGUAUGUACGAAGUAUUUGAAUGAAGAUAGUCCAGUCAUGGAUUGUGUGUGUGUUUGUGCAUAAGAAAAAAAAAAAGUGUGU
Molecule: messenger RNA, 2627 nt
Organism: Chanos chanos (milkfish)
Lineage: Eukaryota; Metazoa; Chordata; Actinopteri; Gonorynchiformes; Chanidae
Gene: spata13
Product: spermatogenesis associated 13
Exons: 12
Coding region: 103-2433 (776 amino acids)
Biological process (GO): intracellular signal transduction
Molecular function (GO): guanyl-nucleotide exchange factor activity; protein binding
Source: RefSeq, a predicted model, not a curated record